Gymnodraco acuticeps is the source of this 7255-nucleotide messenger RNA. RefSeq names its product neuroligin 2b (gene nlgn2b). Gene Ontology annotation, molecular function: neurexin family protein binding; signaling receptor activity. The transcript has 9 exons. Gene Ontology annotation, cellular component: postsynaptic specialization membrane; synapse; cell surface. Bases 974 to 3610 code for a protein of 878 amino acids. The record is from RefSeq and is a predicted model, not a curated record. NCBI's taxonomy places the organism in Eukaryota, Metazoa, Chordata, Actinopteri, Perciformes, Bathydraconidae. Gene Ontology annotation, biological process: synaptic vesicle endocytosis; chemical synaptic transmission; postsynaptic membrane assembly.
GCUAAUAUUUAAAGCUCUAUGUCUAAAGCCAUGAAGGCUAAACGGAAGAUCCCCGCGCUGUUCUCUGUUUCUCAGUCUGAGCCUCUAUGUUCUGUGGUGAGCAUCACAAGUUAAACCAAGGGAGCGCACCACGCAAGCGCGUAAAGAGAUUGGACACCUGAUUUUGUGGGGUGUCUUUAGAGCGCUAUUCCUAUUUUUUUUAAGUCAAACAAUCCGUGUUUUUCCCCAGGCCCUCGCUGUGCUGCGGUGGGGGGUAGAUACACCGUGGAUUAUAAUAACCAACAUGGACAAAUGAAGGAAAGAGGACAGAUCACUGCGUUGACUUUUGAAGCAACGCUCAGAGUCUUGACGCUAGCGUCUAUUUUACAGUGAGCGCCUUUUUUCCCCCUCUCUCCUCUUUGAUUCCCACUCGCUGCUCAACAUUAGAAAAGUCAAAAUAUCUGUCUGGAUAAGCAGCACAGAGCAGGGUGUUGUCAGAGAGGGAUGAGAGGAGGAGGGGGCAGUAUGAGGUGUGCUUUUUUUGGAAAAGCCGGAGAAAGACGGACACCGAGAAGGUGUUCUGAUGUGCGAAAGCCUGCGACGCACUGCCCUCCUGAGAAAUAAUUGUGAUCAGGGAAGAAAUGGCCUAGUUAAAACAUCAUCGACACACCGGCAGAGGAUAGAAACAGAAGAAUCGUGUUCCGAUGGACGGGCCAUCACCACCGCCAUCAUCAUAAUUCCAGUGCUUGCAUCGAGUCUUUUUUAGGUGUAAUUGGCUUCCUGACUGCAGCUCUGGACCCAUCAGGAGUUCCAAAGAGGAAGGCGGAGGAGACCACAGAGUCUACCUGAGAAUGAUACCUGUCCCCGCGCCUCACCAUGUCACCCUAGGAAAACCGUUGACCUGUCCCCUUCCACAUAUCCUAUUUUUGCCUUUAUUUCCCAUCACCCACUGAUUUUGUGAUCCCUUUCUACACCCAACUUAACUCCUAUUGAUAUGACUAAAAGAGCCUUUAUUUUGGACAUGUUGUUUUUUCCUCUCAAUGCUGCCAGCCACCAAGGCUAUGGUGGGAAGCGUCACUUUAGUUCUCAGCGGGUCGCCAAUCACUGCCUGCUGUGGCUCUUGGGACUGGUGCUUCACCUCACCCUUUCCUCAUGUCAACGGGUUGACCUGAAAUACCCCAUAGUGUCCACAGGCUAUGGAAAGAUCCGUGGUAUCAGGAAGGAGCUCAACAAUGAGAUAUUGGGCCCUGUGGAACAGUUCUUAGGUGUGCCAUACGCCACCGCACCCGUCGGUGAGCGCCGCUUUCAGCCUCCUGAAGCUCCAGGCUCAUGGCAAGAGAUUCGCAAUGCCACCCAAUUUGCACCAGUCUGUCCCCAGAAUGUCCACGGGGUUUUACCUGAGAUCAUGCUACCAGUGUGGUUCACAGACAACCUGGAUGCUGCAGCGACCUACGUUCAGAACCAGAGUGAGGAUUGCCUUUACCUCAACAUCUAUGUACCCACUGAAGAUGGUCCGCUCACUAAAAAACAAGACGAGUCUACGAUGAACAGACCAAGGGAUGAAGAUAUUCGGGAUCGUCGUAAGAAGCCUGUGAUGCUCUUCAUCCACGGAGGCUCCUACAUGGAGGGCUCAGGGAACUUGUUUGAUGGCAGCGUCCUGGCUGCCUACGGAAAUGUCAUCGUGGUCACCAUGAACUAUCGGCUGGGCGUGCUCGGGUUUCUGAGCACAGGGGACCAGUCUGCUAAGGGGAACUAUGGCUUGUUGGACCAGAUCCAGGCCCUGCGCUGGCUCAAUGAAAACAUUGGCCACUUCGGAGGGGACCCAGAGAGAAUCACCAUCUUUGGCUCGGGAGCCGGGGCCGCCUGUGUGAACCUCCUCAUCCUCUCCCACCACUCCGAAGGCCUGUUCCAGAGGGCCAUCGCUCAGAGUGGCUCGGCCAUCUCCAGCUGGGCGGUCAACUACCGACCCAUGAUGUACACCAAGAUCCUGGCCAAGAAGGUGGGCUGCACCCUGGGGGACAUGGCUGAGCUGGUGGACUGCCUUAGGAAGAAGAGUUUCCGGGAGCUGGUGGACCAAGACAUCCAGCCGGCCCGCUACCACAUCGCCUUCGGACCCGUGGUGGACGGGGACGUGGUGCCCGAUGACCCUGAGAUCCUCAUGCAGCAGGGCGAGUUCCUUAAUUACGACAUAUUGCUGGGUGUCAACCAAGGAGAGGGACUGAAAUUCGUGGACGACAGUGAAGGAGAAGACGGAAUAUCAUCAGCUACGUUUGACUACACCAUCUCCAACUUUGUGGACAAUCUGUAUGGAUUCCCUGACGGUAAAGACAUCCUCAGGGAAACCAUAAAGUUCAUGUACACAGACUGGGCUGACCGGGACAACACUGACAUGCGCAGGAAGACCCUCCUGGCUCUGUUCACAGACCACCAGUGGGUGGCCCCGGCCGUCGCCACUGCCAAGCUGCACGCCGAGUUCCAGUCGCCCGUCUAUUUCUACACCUUCCACCACCACUGUCAGACGGAGGCCCGGCCGGAGUGGGCCGACGCUGCUCACGGAGAUGAGAUCCCCUAUGUGUUUGGGAUCCCCAUGGUGGGAGCCACUGACCUGUUCCCCUGCAACUUCUCCAAGAACGAUGUCAUGCUCAGUGCUGUAGUCAUGACCUACUGGACCAACUUCGCCAAGACAGGGGAUCCCAACCUACCAGUUCCUCAGGACACCACGUUCAUCCACACCAAGCCCAACCGCUUCGAAGAAGUCAUCUGGACCAAGUUCAGCUCCAAAGACAAGCAGUACUUACAUAUCGGACUGAAGCCUCGCGUCAGAGACAACUACCGGGCCAACAAGGUGGCCUUCUGGCUGGAGCUGGUGCCCCAUCUGCACAGCCUCCACAAGGAGGUCAUCGGCCCCAUCACAACCCGCCUGCCGCCCGGAGGCAACAAAGGCUGGAAGGGCCCCAAAAGCCCCGGUACCGGCACCAAGCACCCCUCAACCGGCAUCUCCACCUACCCGCCCGACCCUGAGCCCGACGGCUCGGAGAGACCCCGCUUCUCCCCCUUCCCUGACGAGACGAGGGACUACUCCACGGAGCUGAGCGUGACGGUGGCUGUGGGCGCCUCGCUCCUCUUCCUCAACGUGCUGGCCUUCGCCGCGCUCUACUACAAACGGGAUAAGCGCCACGAACUCAUGCAGAGACGCCACCGCCGACUGUCCCCGCAGCGCGUCACCACCAUGGGCAUGGGCAUGGGCGUCGGCAUGGGAGUGGUCGGGGCCCCACCGCACAACGACCUGGCGCUGAGUCAGGAGGAGGAGCUGAUGUCGCUGCAGAUGAAGCAGCAGAGGGUGGAGCUGGAGCACGGCACGCCCCUCCCGUCCCGCGGCAUCCACGGCGACCUGGAACCCCUGCGGCCCCCCGUGUGCCCCCCCGACUACACGCUGGCCCUGCGGCGGGCCCCGGAGGACGUGCCACUGAUGACAGCCAACACCCUCACCAUGAUCCCCAGCACCAUCAGCAGCAUGCAGCCCCUCCACCCCUUCAACACUUACCCCCCUGUGCCGGCCCCCUCCACCACACCCGUCCCCAGCCACAGCAACAAUGCCCUGCCACACCAACACUCCACCACCCGUGUAUAGGACCAGGCACAACCUCUGCUACCCCACUCUGGGCGUACAGAGAAACACCACACAAACUGCUCCAUACAAUCUCCACCCUCACCAUUCUCCUUGUCUUUGUCUUUUCUCAUUAAGCCCUCAAAUAAAGCUGCAGUUUGUAAGAUUUUAGGCAGCGAAAUACCUCUAAAAUGUUAUCAUAAAUCAAAGGUGGGGGGUUGAUGAAACACACUCCUCUGCCAGACGCCUGUCAUCGUAGGUACACACUGCUUCCUCGUGUUGAAGCUCCUUCAGUAUCUCGUGCUUAGGUGAGCCACAGCUUUAAGCUCUCCUUCUCUCUAAGAGGUAUUGAGCUCGUGAAUCAGACAUCUUACGUGUAGCUCUGUUGUUUUUUGCGCAUGUGUUGUUGUGUCAGUGCAAAACUAUGUUUGACAUAGAACGCUCACUUCCGUUCAUUUAGCGAAAAGAUAAUACAGUAGCAUGCAGCAGCGAGCGAGGCAGCAUAUGCCCAACAAGCUGUCUGUCAUAAAGCGGUGAUUUCUUGAAACUUACAAAUUGCAGCUUUAAAGGCCCAAUCUGGAAGUGGAAUUUGGCACCCUGUGUUGAGCACUAUGUCCCAACAGCUGUCUCUUUGUUCUGAUUUUGGAGACUUUUGUUAAAAUUGUAUUUGCCGCGCUGGGAGUAAAAGGAUGAACUCUUUGACAUUUUAAGCAUGAGUUUUCCCUUGAUUUCUAAACUUCUGUUAUCAAAUGUAUCUACCUGUUUUCAGUUAGAAUGCGGCCGUAUUGCCGUCAGAAAUAUUGUUUUAUUUUGAUAAUCUGUAUACUCUCAAAUGCUGCUUUCAGAACAUUUCCAGAUUGGGGCUUCAACUGUUGGGCGGUACAGGAAAUAACUGAAUCACACUCAGUCUGUGGGACGCAACCUGGAAUCCAGGCUGCCCAUUAGAACUCGCUGCAUCUCCGCCACACAGGCUCUAAUCAUGUCCAUUACUUUAUUUGUUUCUCUCUCAUUAUCUCUCUGUCUGUAUCUCCAUCUCAGCCCAUUAAACCACUUCUCUGUUUUCCGCUGGCUCAAACUCUUCCUCUCUCUGCAUCUGCCCUCGUAGCUCUUUUUAUUAAUCCAUCCACAUAAUCCAUUUCCACGUCCACUUCUCUCCUCGUUCCUCGCAAUCACUUCUAGACUCUGUUUUCCUUUUGGAGUCUUUUAUACAAAAACACAAAUGUAAAUGAUGUAUUAUUAAUAAAUUGUAAGGAUAUGAAUGAAAAAAAAAGAUAUUCUGAUAUCUCGUUUUUACCAGCAUUCUUGGUGCCAAGUACUGUGAUAAAGUUCCUCUUUCACUGGCGUCCAGUGGAGCGCCUGGAGAGGUCCAUCCUGACUGUAUCUUACAAAAGGAAUUACCAUCAUAAAAAGUGCCAACCCCUUCAUGUUUCUGUUUGAUCCACACACUUUUUUUAUUAUUAUUAUUAUUACACUCAAUGUUGCACUGUGGCUGGUCCCUUCUUCUUUAAAGGGAAAUCAGAUUCAAUAUAUCCUUGUUUGAAAAAAAAAAGUAUAUAAAGUUUUAUUAGCUACUUUGCUGUCUGGGAUAUUUGCAUGAUGUUUUUUCUUUUCUAAGGAGUGUGGACAGAGAUAUUUGUUUUCCAUUUGAAUGAUUUGCCUUGUUUUUCAUUGAGUUUUUUAUUUUCUUUUAAUCAUUUACAUUUUCUAUUUUAAUAUCAGCUGCACUUUGUGGUACUUCUAAAGGGUAUUAAAGUAUUAAGAGAUGAAUAUUGUGUAAAACUAUGAUUAUAUGAUAUGAUUAUAACAGAUAGUAAAUAUGUCCUCUUUAUUUUGUUCAUGUCCUGACACUGAGACUGUGCUGCAAAACUACCAGAAAGACUCUUCUCCCUCUCUUGCUCUGUUUCUCUGUAUCUUUUGCAACUGUCAACUUCGCAGUCACUGUCUCUCAAUCUCACCUGAAGAUAGCACUUUUUAAGUUACAAAAGAAAAAAAAACUCCGUUACAUGAAUAGUCUAAAUAAGGUUUUUGUCUAUGACUGACAUUAACCGAAUUCUUCAAAGACUGCCUGACAGUUAUCUUUUCGUCUUUUGUUGUUUCAUGAUUCUCCCUUCUGUGGGGUGGGAGAUAUAUUUAUGACGGUCCAAAGGUGAGAAAGCCUUGUACGCGCGUUUCACAUAUUUUCGCACAACGAGAGACAGGUCGCACUCUGGACAAUUCUGAGGGGAAAAAAUCCCAGUGACAUUAGGACAACACUGGACAAAUGCCGGCAGUGAUCAAUGAUAUCAUCUGUCGAUGCACUGAGGAUGUGUUCUAAAAAAACCUGAUUUAAAUCUUUAUUGACAGACAUUACUCAUACACCAUAUAUCACGAAAGCAAGGCGAGCGGGAUGAAUUCCCGCCCGCUCCUUGUUCUGUAUCCGGUCUGCUCAGGUCAACAACACUCUGGAGCCAGACUGCCAUCCCUCACACUGGACUGGAGCGAGCUGCGAGGACAAAAAGAACAAAAACCAACACAUGAAACAAAACUGUACAUUUUUUAAGUGUAAGAGAACAAACUGGAAUUUGUAAAUAUUAUGUUUGUCGUUUGGUUUGAGUGAUUGGCCGGAUCUUUUCUUUGUGACAACAGGUGCAAGUUUAGGUGACAUGAUUUUAGCACUCAUGCGUAUGUUUGAUUCUCCUUUCUUUCCUAGAUCUCAAUGGCAAAUUCCAAUAGUUUGUGGGCACAGGAAUCUGUUAACAUAUGUUAAUAAUGAAAAAAAUAAAUCACAGCAUGGUUGAGGACAACAAAUACUCAAAAAAAGGAAUGCUUACAGCUCAGGUUAGCCUAGAUUUUGUGGUGAUACAAAUGCUCUUACUGGAUAAUAUGCCUGUCUAAAGCAUAUCACACACAUGGCACUAUCCCAUCAAUCAUUGAGGCAGCGUUUGAGUCCUUUCAUUGGUUGAAAAGCCAAAGAACAGCUGCAGGGAAUCGACACAAGACGGAGACAUUGGGAUGUUUUGAGGAAUGAAACAUGAAAAUGGGCGCACGUUUUCAUGUGUGCUCAAAACAAACUACACAUCGAGAAUUUUACUUGUGAUGCUGUUGGAUUUAAUUGUUAAUGUCUCACAUUGUCUUGAGCAUUGUCAUAAUUGGGAGGUUUUGGAAUCCUUUGUACUCUUUUGGUCUUAUUUCUGACUCUAAUCAUGGUGGUUGUUUUUGCUACCUUUUGCAAGUUUCUCUGCACAUUCUGUUUAUGGGAUUAUUGAACCUUUUUGAUGUUAGUCCAAAAGCAGCGUUAUAAAAACAACAUUUCCUUUUCUAAACAAGCGUUUGGACAGCCAACAGAUGACGGAAGCACACUCAUCAAGUUUACAUGUUUACACUACAGUUUUGAUGUUGGCUUAAGGUAAGGAAAAAAUAUAUAUAUAUUUAAAAAAAAACAUUUCAAGGAUCCAAAUAUCUUCUUAUUACAUUUAUUGCUGAAAUGGUAAAGUGAAGGCUUGCACCUGUUUGUCUGUUUCAUUUAGUCCAAUUCAGUAAACUGCUUGAGCUCAAGAUACUGUGAGAGAGCAUAAUGACCAGAAGGAGUUGAAAGAAUUAAAGUUAAUAUUUCUAUUUCAAAUAGAGGCUAUUACACACUGUAUGUUGUGUAUCUGAACUGGAAAACAUUAAAAGACAUUCUUAAACAAA